Nelumbo nucifera (sacred lotus) is the source of this 1476-nucleotide messenger RNA. Its product is annotated as Sec14p-like phosphatidylinositol transfer family protein. NCBI's taxonomy places the organism in Eukaryota, Viridiplantae, Streptophyta, Magnoliopsida, Proteales, Nelumbonaceae. The record is from RefSeq and is a predicted model, not a curated record. Gene Ontology annotation, molecular function: phosphatidylinositol transfer activity.
GUGAGGAGAAAGAACAAAACGCAUCUCGUGCCUCUCUCUUUUUUCUUUUCUCCUCCGCUUCCAAGUAGAAAUCUCAAUUCUUUUCUUCCCCAAAAUAAAAGUAGGGGAGAAAAAACGGAGCUAGAGCUUUCUGUCUCUCCUCCUUCUUCAGCAGCUUUUUUGGGGGUUUUACUUGUGCUUAGAAAGAUCUUAACUUGGCGUUCUCUCUGGUUUAAGUGUAUUUUCUGAGUGGUUAAGCUCGAAGUUAUUACCUCAGUAUCCAAGACUCAAGCUGCAGUUUGUCGUACGCCUAGAGCAGAGGUCCUUGCUGGCCUUCCCCAUGCUGCAUUUUAAGCUUGGAAACUUGUGAACAUGUUUCGGAGAAAGCACUCUCAUAAUCACCAGGAGAAUGAUUCUUCACAAGAUGCUAAGGUCAAUGAGCUCAGGACUGCUAUUGGACCAAUAUCAGGCCGUAGUCUACAGUACUGUACUGAUGCAUGCCUCAGGAGAUAUUUAGAAGCUCGGAACUGGAAUGUCGACAAAUCCAAGAAAAUGUUGGAAGAAACACUGAAAUGGAGGUCAAAUUAUAAGCCCGAGGAAAUCCGUUGGCAUGAAGUUGCAAAUGAAGGUGAGACUGGGAAAGUGUACAGAGCAAACUUCCAUGACCGGCAAGGGAGGACUGUUCUUAUAUUGAGACCAGGAAUGCAGAACACAUCGUCACAAGAUAGUCAGAUCCGACAUUUGGUGUAUCUUAUAGAGAAUGCUAUCCUUAACCUUCCUGAGGGUCAAGAACAGAUGUCAUGGUUGAUAGAUUUCACUGGAUGGUCAUUGAACACCAAUGUUCCCAUCAAAACUGCCAGAGAUUCUGCUAACAUUUUACAGAAUCACUAUCCUGAGAGGCUUGCUGUAGCAUUUCUCUACAAUCCCCCCAGGAUUUUUGAAGCUUUUUGGAAGGUUGUCAAGUACUUCUUGGAUCCUAAAACAUUCCAGAAGGUGAAAUUUGUCUAUCCCAAGAACAAAGACAGCGUGGAGCUCAUGAGUUCGUAUUUUGAUGUGGAGAACCUUCCAACAGAAUUCGGGGGGAAAGCUAAGCUGCAAUAUGACCAUGAGGAGUUCUCAAGAUUAAUGGCCCAGGACGAUGUAAAAGCUGCUAGAGUGUGGGGAUUUGACAACAAGCUUCACCACGUCAAUAAUGGGUAUUCGGGAGCAGAGGUGGUUCCGGAGCCAGUGCCUCUUGCACCGCCGGCUAGUUGAGUAGCCCGCCCCAAUCCUCAUUCCCCUUACUAGUAUUUUAAGAAGUCAAAGGAUCAUGUUUCCUAGUCCCUAGAUUCCAUUGAUCAAUGUCUUGAAUGAUCUCCCUAUGGCCCUUGAGCUGAUUGGAGCCAAUCAUAACUGCUAUCCUUCUCACUAACAGAAACUGGAACUGAGGUUCCAUUUCUUACUAAGAAAGCAUACUUCUAAUUCUUGGAUUUAAGUAAAGGUAAUUUCCAUUCCAUA